AUGAUGCUUCUCGGCAAGCUGAGAAGGCUGCUUGCCCGCAAGACACAUGAAACGUCUCUACCGGAGAGUCAAAUACCGAGACCAAAACCGGCCGGGAGCAGUGAUGUCCCAGAACGCAGCAACAGCAGAGAUAGCUCUGGAAAGGAACCCGUCGGAGUUGGUGACAUGAUCAUCAUUCCCAGAAAAAAGCGGUCACCACCGAUAAGCCUUCAAAGCCUCCCUAUAGAGCUUCUAACUCAGAUAGUCACUCUCCUUGCCCCAGUCGACCGGGCAAGCCUUGCUUUUACAUCGAGUUGGCUUCAUAAGCUCUUCAGCAACACCACAAAACUUAACGGUUAUGAUCGUUGGAAAUUCCUAAGCCGACUUGAACAAAGCUACAUGUGGCCUUCGGAGAUCCUCUGCGAGAUCUGUCUGAAAUUCCAUGAACCUCGAAAGAGUCGUCAAACCUUUACUGAAAAGGAGGGCCGGCGGGCAUGUAUUAGGAAUGGCGCUCCAAGUCUCCAGCGAUUGUCCAUAUCGCCUUAUCUUUCGAGGGAGAUCCAUUUUGAUGUUAUGGCGGCUAUGUCAAGAUCCAACCGUCACAAUCCCCAUGCGCUGCUUCCCGGCGAACAGAGUGUACAGUUUGUGGCGCCGUAUGUCAGCCAUGAUGAUCAACUUCUUAUACGACUGCAUCAGACUGUGCAUUUCUCCUGUCAGAAACACGUGCUUCUCAAGUCACAGAGGAUUCUAUUUCCGAGGCGAAAUGCAGGCCGCGAGCCGAGCAAGGUCAUUGAAGGCAUCGAAGCUCUACGGUGGAGUUUUCAGGACAGCCACGAAUUUGGUUCGAUCUGUGGGCAUAUCAGAUGGACUGAUAUAUAUCCGUUCAUAACUCGUCCGGAAGAGGAGUUCAAAUGGCCACGAGGACAGUGGUCAUUCCGCCACUCAGGUCUACAAGAGUUUGACCUUCCUGGCGAACAGCUACAAGAGUGUCUAUGGACUCACAAAGAAGACUGUUGGUUAACCUGCCAAGCAAGGGCUAGACUGGACAGCGCCCUCGAAGGACGUAUAUGGUCCUGCGGCGGUUGUUCAACUGACUACGCUGUCAACAUCAUCCGCUCGGAGACUUCAUGCGCGAAUUACAUCGUAAUGACAUCGUGGAAAGAUCUCGGAACUUGUCUUUUAAGACAUGAUCCGCUGUGGAAGGAGCAUAUGAUUUCUCGUGUUCACGCGGGGCAUAGGCGUGAGGAAUAUGGUAUGGUCGCGGGGCAGAUUGAGAAGUUGACGAGGGGUCCUCGGAAGAGGGUGUACUACUUCCCUCACUUUUCGAUGAGAAGGCUUCGGGAGAUGUUCAUUGAUGAGGAAGGGUGUGGCGAGUCGAAGCUCCUUGGCCGGGUGGCGGUAGACAUAUGA
Fusarium subglutinans is the source of this 1389-nucleotide messenger RNA. RefSeq lists its product as uncharacterized. Bases 1 to 1389 code for a protein of 462 amino acids. NCBI's taxonomy places the organism in Eukaryota, Fungi, Ascomycota, Sordariomycetes, Hypocreales, Nectriaceae. Gene Ontology annotation, molecular function: protein binding. The record is from RefSeq and is a predicted model, not a curated record. The transcript has a single exon.